GUUUUCUCUCUGAAAAUCUUUGCUCUGAAGUGGAUUCUGAAUCCUUGGCCUACAGUGGCUGCUGCGAACAUCAUGAACAACACUCCUUUCAGUGUCACAGAUCGUGCUCCCCAGAAGACCGUCACCAAUGACAUUGCAGCAAAUGCAGAGGUGCAGGCAUUGAUAGACAGUUGCAAUACCAAUGCUUUGCUUAUCAAGAAAUUGCUGCCUCUUGCUUUGAUAGUUGGUGAGAUCGAUUUCAAUACUGCCAGUUACAACUUGGAAGGCCACAUGCGCAUGUUUGCUGGUUUGAAGUCAGCAUUGGUAUUGGGCAUGACUUGCAUAGUGAGGUCACUCAUCUUUGUCCUUGGAAUGUUCCGGAGCGUUGCAAAUGUUGACUUUGUCACCAUCAGUCGACAAGACUAUGAUGCAAAGAUGACUGAUGCAGCUUUCAGUGUAUCAGCCUAUUCUUGGCGAGAAUGCUCCGUGAUUUCUCACCUUAGCGGGCUCGUUCCUCCCGCCCGCGGGUGCUGCGCAAUUGUGCUGCGCGGUGCCUUUCGCUUCUUGCGCUGUGGUGGCGUGCCCUGGCUUGCAUUGUGCUCUGUCUGGUCGGCUGGACCGGACAUCACCUUUUGCGGCGGCUGGUGCCACUUUAUGAAAGUGGUCCUCUUUGCGAUCCUCUUCUCGUUUGACCUCGUUGGCAACUAUAACUCCUACAAGGAGGAGAAGGCUACGAAGGUUGAGGGCCCUUGCGCGACAAAAGUGGCAUUUGCACAAGACUGGACACAAGUACGUCCACAGUCUCCACGCAGGCAGCAGAGUACACAGGCUUAUUCUCAGUGGCAAUGGCCUCAAGAACCCUGGACAGGAAAUGCUGGUGCUGCUCAUCAAGGACGAGCACAAAGUCCCCGACAGAACGCAGGUGGGCCUCGACGCAAGUCGCGCAAAGGCAAAAAAGCAGCGCAGCAAACUUUGCAGCAAGCUGCGCCACCUUUUGUUCAGCAGCCUCCAUUGCCACCGCCUACAACGCCACCUCCGGCAAUGGGCUCAGCGAAGGCUCCUUCAGCCCCGACUAUGACUCCAGGGGUUCCUGCAACAUCAGCGGCUUCCACCAUUGCGCCACCUCCGGAGGAGAUUGUCAAAUACAGGGCAUUGGUGCAAAAGUUGCAGAAGCAUCAAGAUCAAGGUGUCGAGCUCCCGGACGACAUUCAGGUCGACCUCAAGGAUGCAAUCGCCAAGGUAGCCAAGCACAACAAGAAAACGAUGCACCAAGCGGUCAACGCUAUGGACAAUGCACGACAGGACUACGACAAGGCAGUGCAAGCAAGAGCACAGUUGCACUCGCAAUGGAGGUCCUUUCUUGCAGACAGUCUGAAGCUGUGGCAGGGACAUACUGCCAGUUUCCAGACACAGGAAGCCCAGUUGACCGAGAAGAUCCAGCAGGCAAAAGAGGCCUUUGUGGUCGCCAGGGACAUCAUGAACGCCAGCAAGAUCGAGGCGGCAAGCAUGGUGCCUGUGGAGGAGACCAACAAGACUGUCGAGGUCUCGGACGAGGAAGAGCUGAAAGACGUUCCGAUGGCGGCUGCGCAAAGGAUCGCCACGGGCUUGACCAGUUUGGUCGAGACAAUGUCGCAGUUGCAAGCUCAGACAGACGAGCUCGUGCAGGAGGAACAGAGGGCCAAGAGGCCUCGUGUCAACAGCUCCACACCAGCAGAUCGCACCGAAGAGUUGGCCGAUGGAAUUACGUCAUCGCUGCCAUCUUUUGGUGGGCCCGGUGGACAGCCGCAGAAUCCUACUACUUGGUCACCUUCUACGUGGACUCAGUCUUCUGGUGAUGCCAGUUCUGGUCCUGUUCCCUUGGUGAGAUGUAGCAUUAUGGAUGAAUAUCUCAAUUUUCCACAAUUGCCUCACAGUCCUGCGGAAGAUCCUCAUGGAAGUCCUGUGGACAAUCGUGGUCCACCUGAGCGAGCACCGGACUUCACUGAUAACAUCCUCGCUGCACUGGAUCCCUCGUGGUCAUCCUCAUCAGCCAUCAUGCUCAGCGGCAUACUUGUGCGUACUUGGCACAUUCAUCACGAAGCACGACUUCGCAGCGAUGAAUCGAGACUGGUUCGGCUCCCUCCUGACCGCACCAUGUGGAUUGAGUUGCUCACUGAGGCAUGGGCCGAUACGCUUGAUGUUAUGAUGCCAAUUGCAUUUACUCUUCCGAGCCCUAUGCCAACACGAGGACCUUCAGAUCAGCUUAUUGCAUUGGAUGUUAUUCUUGCGCAAGGACUUCAUGUACCAAGGUUCUCUGGCCUCGUGACGGUGCAGUACAUUGAUGACAUCGAUGGUUUGGGUAGCAAUACUAUUGCGGCCUCAUUUCCAGAUCUGGUCAGUGCAUACCAUGUGCUCGAAGCUGGCCAAGUCUUAUCUGUGUGUCAUGGACCUCAUGGGCGCUCUUGUCAUGUUCUACAUGGUUGGCAAUUGCUACAUCUUGACACACACGCCGCUCAUCGCAUGCGACCUGGUCAUUCUUUCACUGUUCAAGUUCCCAAUGACCCAAAUCUUGGCAGUGAUGCUGUACGUUCAGAUGAACCGGCAAGAAGUAGCGUUGCUGCCCAUGGCUUGACUGGCGGUGACCAAGAAGAAUACUUCGACACAGGGUUGCAACAUGAAGAUCGCGACCGUCAGGGUGAUGAUCCAUCUCACACUCCGACAUCACCUGACUUGGACAUGUCGGAUGGCCCGCUUUUCAAUUGUCAUUUUUAUCGUCUACGACAUCCUCCUCUACAUAUGUUCAUGCGUAAUGCAGCAGGAGUGCCAAUGCUAGUUGAGCUUGCCAGAAACCUGGGAGUAGUUCCAGCUAGCCUACUCCAGGCUCAUACCAUCAGAGCUCCUAUGGUUGGUGAUUGUCGUGAUGACUUUUCCUUCAUCAUCCAGUCGGUGACGGAUCUACCUUCGGCUUCGUCAGACGCACUGGUAAUCAUCGACGUGGAGGUGCACUUCCAUGUCACUGCCAGUGGUGUGCACCCGCUUCCAGCGGCAACACGACGUGUCCAUCGAGUGCCUCGGCACCUGGCUCGUGAAGGUGUACUACACUAUGCUGGAGUACGGCAGUAUUGCUUGAGACAACGCAAUGCCUGCCUUGUUGAGCUCAAUGGGCAGCCUUGGCCGGUUCGUGAUCCCGCCUCCAAACAAAUGCUUCAUGGUAGUUACCUGCGAGUGACAGUUCCACCGCCAGAUGGUGAGAUGAACACGCUGCAAGCAAUUCAUGCGGCAGACAAUCCAGCACUGCAGGUUCAGCGGGACCUUUUGACUCCAUGGCGAUCGCUUCUGCAACCUCACGAUCCCCUUCAGAUUCUGAUUGUUGGACCGCGUCCUCUUCAUGCUACGACCACCAUUGACACGGUGCAUGUGAUGAUUGAGCAAAGACCACAUGAAGGACGAGCCGCAGCUGUGAUCUCCACACUUUUUCAUGGUGAACAUGAGGUGAUCAAAGGGCCGCUAGUUCCUCUGAACCCUUCGUACCACGACGGCUUCUACCUUCGACUGCGGCUUCAUUUCUACAGAUGUCGUACUUUGCUGGGUGAUCGUGACUUGACUGAUCUGCAACAAUUUGAAGUCGAGAAUGGCAUGCAUCUGGUUUUUCACAUCCUUCGUGAAGGAGUCGUUUUGCCUACACCGGUUGAUUCUUCGGUGAUUCAUGCAAACAGUGACGAACAGGAUGACGCGCCUCUUGCUCUACUUCAAACGUCAGCGCGAAGACAAGUUCUCCAGCUCGACUCCUGCAUUGCACCACCACGCUGCACCUUCGUUGAGUGCCAACAGGUUUUGUUUCUCCGUGAACAGCUUUGCAGUGGUAUCAACAUUCAACCUGCCUUUGAUGUUCACGCCAUUUGGUGGCAUGCUUCUACGUGGUCGAAGCUGGCUUGGAUGCCUGUUUGGUCGACAGAACGUGCUCAAGGCUUGACAUUCUACACAGAUGGCUCCAACUGGAGGUCUCAGAAUCGUGCUGCAGCUGGUGUCUUCUUGAUUGUUCAUACUGAUGAAGGCAUGCGGUUCGGAGGAUUUUUGACGACACCCUGCUUGACGCCGUGCACAGCGCCUCGUGCAGAAGCGACUGCCUUGAUCUUGGCAGCAUUAUGGAUUGCACAGGUUGCUCGAUGUCAUCAUGAUGCCAUGCCAUGGUUUGAGAUUGCAUAUGACUGUGAGCACACUGCGAAUAUUGCACGAGUCUUGAGCAUGGCUCCACAAUAUUGGGUGCACGAGCAGAAGGACUUGCUUCUCAAUUCCUCACUGCUGGAAUACAAAUCAUUGGCCUUCAAGAAACCCGAGCGCGCAUGCAAGGUCAUUCGACCUUUGACUCUUUUCAUGUGCUUUCAGGUCCAGCAACCCAAAAAGGACAAGGUGGAGUUCAGUUAUGGAUGCGUCAGUCAAUUUGGACCUCUUCGGGCCACAUCAAAGUUGAAAUUUCUGACCUUCGAAUUUUGCACGCUACCUCUCGGACAUGGUGUCACGUGGACUCACCCCACUGGUACUUCAGCACGACUGGACUUCAUCGCAGUAUCCGACGACAUUGACCUUGCUGCGGUGUCUUCAUGGGUAAGCUCAGAUGUCGAUCUCACGCUUCACCGACGUGAUCAUGCAUGUGUUUGUGCUGACAUUAGUCUAGCAUUCCAUCUUGUUGACAAACGCCCUCGAGAUGCACGUUGGCAAAAGGCACCUUCUACAAGCUUGGAUGUGUAUUGGGCACUUGAUGUGCAUACUCAUGCGGCUCGUCUACAACAGUGGAUGCAUGGGUGGAAUCCCCAGCGUCGCCAUUGGCGCAAGCGGCACAUGAGUGAAACCACAAAGAGACUUAUUGAUGCAAAACGUUUCCAUUGGAAGAGGCUUCAGACCAUUGGACAGCAUCAGAAACGAAGUCUGCUGCGUCAGCUUUUUGCUGCAUGGCGCCACCCAUGCACUGAAGUGCCCCAUUGUCAUUCUUGGCUGAAAGAAUGCGAUAUGGCAGUUGCAUGGCAUCAAGGAAGCUUUGCAGUCCUAGCUCCGCUUGUGGUCCAGGCUGUUCGCGAGGACGACCGGGCCUUUUACGAGAACCUUGCCAUGCGUGCAGGAGAAGAGUCGACCAAAGGCUGUCAAGUGCUCUGGAAAACUAUUCAACCUCUGCUUCCACGAUGGCGAAGUAAGAGACGUGUCAAUCUGAGAGCUUGUGGCCCAUCUUUGGAAGAGCAAUUUGAUCAUUUCGAUCAGUUAGAGGCAGGGCAUUGUCUGGAGUAUGAGACCCUCUUGCAACAGUGUCAUGCCGCGCAGAAGGAAGAUGCUGAUGACAUUCCAGUGCAGAUUCAGCUUGAGGCCCUUCCCUCUCGCACCGAUAUCGAAGUGCUAGGAUGUCGCAUCAAAACAACCCGAGCCCCGGGCUUGGAUUCUGUUGCACCCCCUGUCUUACAACAGACGUGCCAGCAGCAUUCCAACUUGCUCCAUCAGUUCAUCCUCAAGGUAUGGAUUUUGGGUGCCGAACCCUUACAAGGUAAGGGCGGUCUGAUUCAUGCAAUUGCGAAGAAGCAGGUGAGCAGCCGUAUCGAGCACAUGAGAGGCAUCACUCUGAUUGAUGGUUUGGGAAAGCUGGUCCACUCAUUUUUACGUGGACAAUUCCUUCCUGCCCUUGAAGCUCUUCGGCAGCCUCUCCAGCUAGGAGGCUUUGCACGCAGAUCGACACUGUUUGCAACUUUGUACGUGCGAUCCAUUACACAAAUCGCUGCCUCGCAGUCUCUGUCCUCCGCAGUGCUUUUUGUGGACAUCAAAAGCGCAUUUCAUUCCAUGGUGAGACAGAUCGCAUUUGGCGGCGAAGGGACGCUACAUCCUAAACUUCGUCAAGUGCUUAUUGCUCGUGGUUUUGAUCUGGAUGCACUGUAUGCUCGUGUGUGUAGUCCGAUGGUUGCUGGCGAAGAACAUCUUACUCCCACCACCACGACGCUACUUCGCGAUGUUCACCGUCACACGUGGUAUGCACUUGGAGCUGCGGAAGAGGAACUUCAAGAACAUUUCGAUCAACACCCACCGCUGCAAGCUGCCUUUAUGCAGCUCGGCAUUCGUGCGUUGCCAGUGGCUUGGGUAGAUGACCUUGCAGUUCCCUUGGUUUCGUUGACGGCUGAUGGUCUCCUGCCUAUUGCGCAAUGGACCAUACGCACAGUGGUUGAUGUAUGUGCAUCUUUCGGUUUGGAGAUCAAUUUGAAGCCACACAAGACCGAGAUUGUUCCUGCUUUUCGUGGACAAGGUGCUUCAGUUUGUCGCCGUCGGUCUCUGUUGGAGCAGUUUGCUCGAGUCCCAGUACCAGACUCAGAUCAAAGUGUGAGAAUUGUGCCCAGGUAUGAGCACCUUGGCACUUCUUUCCAGGCGGAUGGUGGCAUUGAAGCUGAAGUACAACAUCGUGUCAACAAGUGGUUUGCGGAUGAGCGUCUUACAGGGCCUCGACAAGUCCGUCGACUCUAUCGGAGUGCGCUGCAACAUGGAGCUGUUAUUGGAGCAGCCUAUGAAGCUCAUCAAUCCCUGCGGAGUCAGUUGCAGAUUGGAGGAGUGACAUUUCAGGAAGCCAGCAUUGGUCAGCCUGACCAAGUGCAUCAGCAUGCGUGUCGUUGGUGUGCCAAAACUUUUCCUACUUUGAGAAGUUGGCAGAAUCAUUUAUGGAGUGCUCAUGGAGAACCUAGCGAGGAGAGACUCUUCAUGACCUCUACUACAUGCCCGGCUUGUUGGACAUGCUGCUGGACAACCAAUCGUCUCCAAAUUCACUUGCGCAACAGUCGCCGCCAUCGACAUGGAUGCUACGAGCGCCUGACCUGGUAUCAUGUACCUAUGGAACAUCUAGUUCCCAUUGAGGACAUUGAUCCAGCAGAGCAUCACGCACGACUUCCAGCUCUCGUCGUGCCACACGUGGUUUCCCAGACAGUCAUGGCAUGUGCGACAAGGGAUGAUGCCUUGCGACGAUGGACGCAGGCAUGCCAUGAUGAAGGGCUUGCUCUGCCCCCUGAUGACAUCAAAUUGCAGCAGUAUAAGAUUGCUUUUGAUGACGUGCUCUGCGACCAUGAUCUACUUGCCAGAGCUGAUCCCGAUGCUGUGCUCUGGCGACUUUCAUGUUUGGUGGAUGAUGCUGAGUCAAUUGACCUUGCCUCGGGUAUAGGCGCAUGGGCCCUUGCUAUGUGGAUGAUGGACGAGCUCUAUUAUUCGCGGUUUCCCCACUUCAAGGUCGAGUUCUUUCAGCGCUGCUUUGGUGCAAUUCGACAGUUUGUGCAGCUCUCUCCUAUUGGGCAUUUAGCAUGUUGGCGUCGUAGGAUGGACACGGCCUUUUUGGAUGAGCUGCCACGUGCGGUCAGCACUCCAGAUUCACAGGUCCAUCAUGGCCCGGGUGAUCUUGAGCCGAUUUUGAACCCGGUUUUGGUUCAGAAGGAUUUGCUUGCGUGUGUCCUUCACCCGCUUCUUCAUGUUCCUGCAUGUCGUGGUAUCCCGGCGGAAGAGUUUGAGGGGCGCAAAACCGUCUGGAUCCUCCAUCUCUUUAGUGGACGUCGACGUGUUGGUGAUUGCCACUGGUGGCUUGAACACAUUGGCCAUUUGCUGUGGCCUGAGCUUCAAAUGAAGAUGAUCUCCCUCGAUACCGCUGUGCAUCUUUCGCUUGGCAAUCUUGCGAAAGGCUCCAAUUUCGACAAGGUCAAGAAGAUUGCGCAGUCUGGUCGGAUCGCUGGCGUUCUUACUGGGCCCCCGUGUGAGACCUGGUCUGCGGCGAGACAUCAGCAGACAGAGCAGUGCCUUGGUCCAAGACCUCUGCGCUCGGCAGAGCUUUCUUGGUGUUUGCCUCAGCGCACAGAUAAAGAAUUGACACAAUGUGCUAUUGGCACGGAGCUCUUGGUCAACUCCUUGACGGUUGAGACGGCUACAGUCCUCAAUGGAGGUGCAUCGAUCAUGGAACACCCGUGGGAGAAUGGGGAUGAGGACAAGGCAUCUGUCUGGCGUACAGACAUCCACCAGCAAUGGGUGAUGGCGCUGCCGAAUGCACAUCGACACUAUGUGGAACAGUACCUCUUUGGCGCUGCUGGCGUGAAGCCGACAUGUCUUCGAGCGCUGAAUCUUGGUGAGCCGGCUUUGACUACAGCUGUCCUCCAGGAAGGCAUGGAGCCAUGGAGGGUUAAACCUUCCAUUCAGCUGAUUGGUAGAGAUGCCUCGGGUCGCUACCGUACUGCGGCCGCCAAGGAGUACAGUAGUGCACUUUGCCGAACCAUGCUCAUAUCUCUCGUGAAAGGCCUAAGAGACAGAGCACGCACAGAAGGGUUCAGGCUUGCACCUGCAUGUGCACAGCAG
Molecule: messenger RNA, 8307 nt
Organism: Cladocopium goreaui
Lineage: Eukaryota; Dinophyceae; Suessiales; Symbiodiniaceae
Source: the annotation of a GenBank genome assembly